Molecule: messenger RNA, 8873 nt
Organism: Zeugodacus cucurbitae (melon fly)
Lineage: Eukaryota; Metazoa; Arthropoda; Insecta; Diptera; Tephritidae
Gene: stx
Product: midnolin homolog
Exons: 5
Coding region: 896-4303 (1135 amino acids)
Cellular component (GO): nucleus
Molecular function (GO): protein binding
Source: RefSeq, a predicted model, not a curated record
AGUUGAUUUCAGUUGCUUUUCGGCUUUCAGUGAGUGCGUUUGGUUUUUGGUGAUUUUAGUGAGUCGGUUUGGCCUGGGUUUUGGUAAAACGUUUGUCGUCGUCAUCGCCUGGCGCUAUCGUCGUUGUCGCUAGUUAAUUCGUUUGCUUGCCUUGCUCUCAUUGAAUUUCUGUGAGCGUCGAAACCGCAGCAGCAGCAGCACCACCACCACCAACAACACAGCAUCGAAUAGCUCACCUCUUCGCAAAGCCAAGCGUAGUAGAUUUCACAUACUAAGUGCAUACAUACAAACAUAAAGAAAAAACAACAAAUAUACAAAGCAAACGUAUAGCCGUAAAGCAGCAACAGCGGACGGUAUCAAAUUAAUCUUUUUUUAAUAUCAAUUCACUGUUUGAGCAUAGAGUUGCCGUUGCAGUAACUCCGUAAGGCUGCCUUUUCCAAUUUUUGUAUGGUUUCACAAUUGUCGUCGUCGUCGUUGUUGUUGACGCCGUCGCCAUCACUCUGACUUUUUCGAAGCCUAUCAAGUCGUCUACGUUUCUUCUAUCUCUCAUAUACAUACGUGUACGUAGGCCGCUCAACCAUAGCCAUUCCACUAUACCACAAGGUGUGGGGAAAUCGAUCGAUUACGUAGCUUUGCAUAUGUAUAACGUGAGUGUGUGUGUUUAAGUGAUUGGAAACAAAGUAGAAACAAAAAAAAAAUCAAGUAAAAUUAUUGCCUUUUUAUUUUGUGUGUUUCAAUGUGCUGCUAAGCACAGAAAACUAAUUGUAAAAACGGCAAAACAAAUAAAUUCAAACUACAAAGAAUUAUUAAAAAAGCGUAAAAGCACAAUUAAACAACAGAAAAAAACAAGAAAAACCUAAAAUAGUGAGCAAAAUAGAAACAUUUUUAUUACGGCAUGGAAAAAUCAACAGAUUCUGCUACAACCCCACCGUCGCCGUCGCCAUCAAGUGCUGUUGUCGGCGGAGCAUCCUCAGCAACGAGGACGACAUCAUCACCGUCAAAUGAUGGGGUUGCAAAUCAAUGUGACGGCAGAAAUGCCACCUUAUCCAGCUACGUGAUGCCACCACCCACAUCUAGACCAACAAAUAAUAUUAGUAAUAAAAAUGCAAGUAUAGGGUGUGGUACCACGUCAACAUUAUCAAUGUCAUCAGAAAACAGAUUAAUAACGGAGCAUGUGGAUACAGCAGCAGGAGCUGCUAACGCUGUUAUUUCCGCAAAAACGGCCUCCAAAGUUGCAGCCUCCACCUCCACGAGCAACGCAUCGUCUUCGUUGUCGUCGUCGUCAUCGUCAUCAUCACCAUCCACAACAACCACCAACUCCAGCACUGCAAAUAGUAAUGGUUCUGCAACAUCGUCAAUAGCUGCCGCCAUGGCGAGACAUAACGCAUUCAUACUACCCUCGCGCACAAUGCCUAUGAACGGCUCACUUGCCGCCACCACAUUGCAGCACACAUCCUCGCCACAUGCUCUACAACUACCCCACAUCAAUUUGAAUAUAAAUACGACGACUGGUGGUAACUUUGGUGUGACGGUGGAUCCACAAAUCUCGGUGGAGAAUUUAAAGAAGAUAAUUGCCAAGAAGCUUAAGGUGGCCAAGGAUCGUAUUUGCUUGUUGCACCGUGAAAAAGAACUACAAGAUGGCACAUUAAAAGAUAAUAAUUUAAUGGAUGGCUCCAGAAUUAUAUUGAUACCAAAUGUAGAGACCGGCUUACUGGCCCAACGUCCCGAGAACACCGUCAUGCAGGCUUUGGAGUCACUCAACGACUCGCAAGUGAAUGAUUUUCUCAGCGGCAAGACACCAUUGAAUCUGAGCAUGCGUCUCGGCGAUCACAUGAUGCUCAUACAAUUGCAAUUGAGCACCGUGAAUCCGGCUAACGGCAGCAGUUCCGCCAAUGCAGGCAGCAGUUGCACUGGUGGCAGCAGCUCCGCCGCAUUGCGCGCACGCUCCAGUCAACGCAACAAUCGCUCUGCUUUAGCGGCCGGCCACAGUCACAACCACCACCAUCAUCAUCAUCACCACCAUCACCAUCAGCAGCAGACAACAGCUGGCGCGAGUGCUUCCAACAACACGUCUGCCACAACCAAUACAGCAGCAACAACAUCAAAUCUCGUCGUCAGCCAGCAGCAGCGCAGUAAUGGCAAUGCAACAGCUGCCGCACGUCUACCAGUCAGCAGCAAUGGCACACUAAAGAGCUCCGAUCUCAGUUCGUUUCUCAGCAAGCGCGACUAUGAGAAUCUGCAGAGCAUCGUGAAGAGUAUUGCCAUGUCACAACCAGCGCGUCUGACAUCGCCGCCGUUGAGUCAAAUGCUGGCGCAGCAUGUGCGUCAAUGCGCGCCGAAUGUGCCCUCUUCACUGGCACAGCCGGUGACCGCCAAUAAUACAGGCUUCCACGGCGCGCGUUCUAACGAUACGACGGACAGUAGCGCCGCAGGCGCUUCAACACUGCUGGAGCAGUCACCCAUCAAAUCGCUAUCGAAUCUAGUGUCCAGUCCAAUUAAAACGGCCGCCAUUAAGAGCAUUCCCAUUGCAAAGGGUGCUUGCAGCGGCAGCGGAUGUGAGAGCAGUAGCAGCAGCUCAGCGUCCAGCAGCAGCGCUAUGGACACAACAUGUCAAGAUCCGAUCGCCGCUAAGCUUACCUCGUGUCUGUGCACACGUCUCAAUGGCGGCGCGGCCGAUAAGGGCGACAGCUGCAUGGACACCAACGCGUGUGGCACAAGCGCUGGCAGUUUACCAGCCACAAGCACAGAGGCAAUGAUUACAGAGUGCAGUAGCGCUGUUGAGGCGCAAACACCAACAACAUCAUCCGCAUUGCAGAAGCUGGUGUCUGGAAGCGGCUGCAGCACGCCCGUCGCGGCUACACUACACAAAACGGCUAAUAAUCCCAUAACGCGCUCGAAGCACCGCAGCCAUCACCAUCACCACCAUCAUCAUCAUCACCACCACUACCAUCAUCAGCAGCAGCAACAACAACAACAGCAGCUAAAGACGCUAUCGCCGUUAGUGCGGCCAAAGGCCAGUUCGAGCCCGCUGCCGCGCCCCAUACCGUUGACUACGCGCAGCUUGGAGGACAGCGGACUCGGUGCUGAUGCGGACACGAAAAUCCCGACAGCACCUACUACAAAUGCUGGCGCCGCCGCAACGACGCCACUCUCCUCAACAAAAACAACACCAACAACAAGCACAACUGCAGCAAAUGGCGCUGGCGAAUUGGACGAUUCCGGCGUUACAGUCUCAGAUUCGCGCACACUUGCCGAGGCUUCGCGCAAUCUCACACAAACGCUGCGGAAACUCUCGAAAGAAGUAUUCACCAACAAGAUUGAUCUAUCCAGCAGCGAAGAGGCACCGCGCAAGAGCAAUUCAGGCGCUGUUAUUGAAUCGAUGAAGAACCAUGGCAAAGGCAUCUACUCCGGCACCUUCUCGGGCACACUCAACCCAGCGCUGCAGGACCGUUAUGGCCGCCCGAAGCGCGACAUCUCUACCGUUAUACACAUACUGAACGACUUGUUGAGCGCAACACCGCAAUACAGUCGCGGCGCGCGCAUCAGCUUCGAGGCGCCAAGCGGUUCGUCAGCGGCCAGCGGCGCUUCGGGCAGCAGCGGUAGCGCUGUGCAUGGCAUACGCAGCAAGCAGCUCUCCUUGAAGCACCACUAUCACCACCACCAGCACUCGCAGUCCUGCGUGAAAUGCCUCAAGUCGCAACAGAACUCCAGCAGCAGCAGCAGCAGCGCCUGCACUUACGGCGAAUGCAACGGCCAUUAUGCCGGCGCCAAAGCGGCAGGCGCAACAAGCAGCCGCAGCAGUCAUGCCUGCUGCAAGGACAGCGCCAACAGCGGCAGCAGCAGCUCAAGUGCCGCCAAUGAGCGCACCGUUUGCAAUUGCCGCUACCGCAACAACACGGAGACGGGCGAGCGCGAAGUCGAGCAAAUGUGCCAGAAAUGCACAACCGACAUGGAAAACACCAAAACCAAGUCGAAGAUCGAUCAGCUGCGCCAAGUGAUGUUGCAGAGCAAACAGCGGCGUGAAGCGCGCAAACUGAAGGGCUCCCCAUAUGGCGCCCGCGCAGCCGGCUCACCCGCCAAAGCGGCAACCACAUUAGCGCCCACCGCUACCGCCGUGGCUGCGGUCUGCGCUAAUAACGUCGCAACAGCUACGUCGGCUAUGAACGCGAAUGCGCCGCAGUCUUCCUCGUCAUUGAGCACAACACAACAGUUGGCGGCGGCAAGCAACAGCAGCCAGAACACAACGGCGCCCAGUGAGGUAUCGCCCAAUCAUAUUGUGGAAGAGGUGGACACGGCUGCUUAAAUUCUUUUUUAAUUGUCAGCAAUUGCUGCAAUAUCCAACAACAACAACAACAGCUAUAACUGUGUACAUGAGAGAGCUCAUCAUUUAAUUGAAUAUUUGUCCUAACUUGUAGCAUUUAUUAGUUUAUUCAUUAGUGGAGUCCAAACACCCUCAGCGCUUUUGAGCAAAAGAAGUGCAAAGCAAAGAAAAUUAAAGCAAAAAAAAAGAGAAAAAAAUAAAAAAUUUGCAACAAUUAUAAACAAAAUUUAAAGCAAAAAAAAUAUUUAGUGAAAGAAAUGUUUAAUGACGGCAGCGCGCAACAACAACAACUGAGUCAACUGAAUUUAAAAUUUACAAAUAUUUAUUAACAAAAAAACAGCAAAAAUUAUGGUAAUUUGCAAUUAAAAAAUAAUUAAUUAAAAUAAAAUUGCUAAAAAUAAUUAACUAAAAAUUGAAAAUAUAAAUUUUCGUUUGUUAAAUUAUACAAAAUAUGAAUUUUGUAUUUUUUACUUUAUAAGUAGCGGAAAUUGGAAAUGUAUAUGUAGACAAAAUUUAAACCGUACUAUAUUAAUACACUAAAUUCGCUGAAAUAGAGAAAAUUAUUUAGUUAAUUGCAAAAUUAUAAAAAAUAAAAACGCACUUAAUAUAAAAAAUAAUAAUAAAUUAUAAAUAAUAUAUUGCUAAAUGGUAUGCAAACAAAAACAUUUUUGAACUAAAUGCUGAACAAAAAUUCAUUUAGUUAGUUGACACUAACCUCAAAAAAAAAAUGCAAAUUUCGUGAAACUACUAUGGCAGGCUAAAAUUUUGGAAAAUUUGCGUGCGAAAAAAUACAAAAUAAUUUAAUUAGUUUAAUGUGAAACUUGUAAUUUAUGUAAAUUAAAAAAUUAAAUGGAAAUUUUGUCCAAAAGAAUGCAAAAAACGCAGAAGGAAUUUUUUAAAGUAGCAGUUUUGAGCACUGCUGCACGGCAACUUAUGGAAAAUUAAAUAAAUUUUAUAUUAUUUUUGUGUACCAUUACUAUUUGUGACUAGUGUACGCUGGCUGCUGUUAAACUUGCAAGAAAAAACACUUUUUGUACGCAUUUUUUUUGAGUAUUUAACACUUAAAUAAUUUAUUUUUUGAAGUCACUACCAUUUUGACUAAACAUUUGUACAGUGGUUGUAGAAAAUGCGAAAAUAUUUAUUUUGAAAAGCAGUUUUGUGCUUCUGAAAUUAAUUUUCAGUAAAUUUGUACAGAAUUGGCACAAUUAAUUUAAAUCAAAAGAAAAAUUUUGUAAUUAAAAAUAAAAAAAUAUUGUACAAUUUUCUUUAAUUUUUUCCAAAAUUAAAUUUAAAGUUUUUUUCGGAAAUCGAAAUUAAAAAAAUAUUAUAAAGUAAAUUAAAAUUAUACCACUGUAAGUUAGAAAAUUGUAAAAACUAAAUAAAUAUACGGUAGUGUAUAACAGUAAGUUACUAUAAUAUAACUAAAUUAUAGCAAAUUCUGUUAUUUUCGAAAUUAAAUUUUUAAAAAUUAUCAUGAAAUUGAAAAACUUGCACCAGUUUAAACCAGAAAAGUUACACAAAUAUAAGCGUAUGUUUGCGGGAACUAGUUGCUAUAACUAAAAUUUGACAGUAAAAGUUGCUGUAAUGAAAAUUAUGGCAAACAAAAGUUGCUUUAAUAAAGAUUAUAGCAACAAAUAUUUAAUAUAACUGAAAUUGAUGCAAAAAAAUUUUGCUAUAAUAAAAAUUUUGGCAACAAAUAUUUGAUAUAACUGAAAUUGAUGCAAAAAAUGUUUGCUAUAAUAAAAAUUAUGGCGAAGACUAGUUGUUAUGAUAAAAAUUAUGGCAAAACAUACACGCUAUAACGAAAGUUAUAGCACAAAAAAUGGUUAUAACGCAAAUUAUGGCAAAUAAUAGUGGCUAUAAUAAAAAUUAUCCAACAAAAAAAUUGCUAUAAUAAAAAUGAUGGCAAAAAAAUAGUUGCUAUAAAAAAUUAUGGCACACAAAUUUGCUAGAUAUUUACGAAAGAGAAUUAAAUAAGUUUGCGUACUCAAGAAAAUCAUAAUUUUGUGCCAACAAAAAGUAUUUUUUGCAAAGAAAAAAAUAAUUUUUCCAUUUAAAAAAAAUAGUGUUACUAAAUUUUAUUUGCGCACUAAUUGCAGCGUUUUGAACACAAUUUACUAUUUAAUAAAUAAGUAAUAACUACAACAAAAAACAUACAUACAUACAAACAACAAUAAUGUUUACUAAAAAAAACAAUAAUUUAUGCAUACCGCUGUCGUGUUGUAUGUAUGUAACUAAUUAACAAUUGUGCAAUCGUUAAUGUGUCUGUGUGUGUGUUUACAAUUGUUCAUUUACAAAAAAAGAAAAAUUUUAUUAAUUUUUAUGUUUAAGCCUAAGCGUAGCAAUGUUAUAUAACUAUGCUUUAGUUGUUGUUUUUCCUGUCUUGUUUUUUUUGCUUACAAAAACUACAACAAAAAAUAAUACAUUUUAUAUAUAGAGAGAGCGAUUUAUUUUUUUUGGGUAUAUGAGUUAUUGUAAUUUUGUUAGUGUAAAAUUUAGCGUGUACACACCCUACUAAUUCAUAAUGAAUUUUUAAGUUAGACGAGCGGCGGGAGCGCAAAAUAACAAAACGUAUGUGUUUUUGCUAGUAACUACCUAUGCUACUUAUAUAAUUAAUGAAAUAAAUAAUUAAACGCAUAAUAAUGCUUAAAUUCUAUUUUGCAUAUUAAUGAAAUGCAUUCAAUUGCAUAUAUAAUAUCGAACUGUAUGUAUGUUGCGCUUUAAAAAAGAGUUAUGUAUGUAUGUAGUAAAUAAAGUUGGUUUUUUUUCUGGUUUUUUUCGAAGACCAGUUAUGUUUAAAAAUUACACACACACACUUCUAUAUUAAUAUACUAUAUAAUUAUAAAUAUAUAUAUGUAUAGUUUUAAUUGUUCCCUAGGCACUACUGCAAAGUUUUAUUGUUAAACCUUGAUUAACUAAAUCUUUAUUCUAACCUCAAUUGUUUUUGCUCGCCUCAUCAACGAGCACAAUUUAUGUAUACAGCUGUUAGUGUUAGUAAAUAAAUUUACUUUUAUGCUAAAUUUGUAACACUUUAUUCUUGUUUUCUCUCUCUCUCUCUCUCUCUCUCUCACACCUUCUUACACUUUCUCUUUCACUUGAUAUGUUUAUAUGUGUUGCCUUUGUCGCCUUUGAAUUGAAAAUUAUUCUCGCUUUAUAUUGCAAUUUAGUUAAUUUAAUUUGCAAUUUAUGUUAAACAAUUUUAUUAUUAAAUAUUUGUAGUUACAUACACACAUACAUACAUAUGUAAACUUAUAUAUAUAAACUACAUACAUAUAUGCUAUUAUAAAUAAAAAGUUUAUGUAAUUGAAAAUAAAAAAACUUAGUGAAAUGGUAUAUUUAGUUUGAAGAAAAAACAAAAAAAAAAACGAAAAUUAGUUUCAUUUCGAAAGUCAAGUGUAGUUGUUCCACUGUGUUAUUGUUGUUGUAAUAUGAGCAGAAUGUGCUUUUGUGCUAUUCUUGGUCUCAUAUAAUAUUCUAAAAUCGUCGCAAAUCUUAAAAAUUUUAAAUUUAUUGUAGGAGAUAGUUGUGGAAAUCAUCGAACCCGAAGAGAUAAUUUCGAAAAUAAAGUACUUUUCUACUCUCGACCAGACCUUGUGAACAAAAUAUAGAUUAAUGUUACUGGAUUCACUCGAAAAAAAUAUAUAUAAAAUUUGUUAGAAAUUCUACAUUUUAUUAUUCUAUUUCAGGUGUCUCUCAGUUUCUACUAAAGUUCUAAGAUAUUUUUCACCUCAUUUUUAUUCAACCAAUCUAACUAAUGAAGGACUUUUAUAAUUUUUGUUCGUUAGUUUCAGCUAAACAGUCCUCGGCAGGCUCCCGAUGAGACUUCAAAUCGUGGGUAUUUCAAAAACAUAUUUUUUUUAUGUUUUCAAAAUCUAAAGAGAUAUUUAAACCGAAAACGAGGAGCCCUUUAAAGUGGCCUAACAAAUGUUUUCGAGGGGCAUAGUGUUAUGUUUUCGAUCCCAAAAGUGUGUUUUGCCCAUAACACAAUGACCUCCAUCAAAGAAUGUAUAAUAAUUUUAUUUUAUUUUCAUAAUUUUAUUUUAUUAUACAUUCUUUGCUCCAUCUCCUCAAAUACAAUCGUCGAAAUUUUCAUAGCAUACUUUUAGGCGCAACUUCAAAUAUAUAUUUAAUGCUCAUAGGUUCAUUAAAGGCGAAGUCAACCGAAAUAUAUAUAAACAAAAUAAGUAUUUUCGAAGCCAAAAAUGUAUUAUAUUCGGUACCAAAAAGUUUUCCGAUUCCAUCAACAACUAAAUAAUUACUAAAAAUCUGUGGCUUUAUUAGUCAAACGAAGAACAAAUGUAUUUUACUAGCGACACGACAACUAUUCGGCGAGGACUCGAAAAAUAAAUUAAAAAAUAUGUUCACACUAUUCUACUAUUACUAUUCGUGUAUAUAAUAAAAAAUUAACCACUUAUAUAAUUUCAGUAUCUACAGUGAAUAUAUAAUAUAUAUCUAUAAGUAUAUCUUAUACAAGUAUUAACUUAUACAGAAGGUAAACCAGAAGUACAUCACCUUGGACUGCAUAGUAAAAUUUUUUGUAUUGUCAUAAGUA